Messenger RNA from Meleagris gallopavo (turkey), 3453 nucleotides. The record is from RefSeq and is a predicted model, not a curated record. NCBI's taxonomy places the organism in Eukaryota, Metazoa, Chordata, Aves, Galliformes, Phasianidae.
AUGGGCAAAAACACCUCUGUGCAACAGCUGAAAGAGCCCAGGGAACAGCAACACCUCCAAUUUGAAGUGAUGCUGAAAGGAGACCAGGAUAUUCUGAGGGAGAGUUUACUUCUGUUUUCUUUUGUAUUUGUGCAGGUUGAGUUUGAGUGCAUCAAUGAGAAGAAAAGACAAAAGAAGAAAAACUACAAAAACUCUGGAAUUGUGAGCGUUAAGCAUUGUGAGAUUGUAGUAGAAUGUACAUUCCUUGACUACAUCAUGGGUGGGUGUCAGCUGAAUUUCACAGUGGGGAUAGAUUUCACAGGCUCCAAUGGAGAUCCACGCUCUCCCGACUCCCUUCACUAUCUGAGCCCUGAUGGAGUCAAUGAAUACCUAACAGCCAUUUGGACCGUAGGGAUGGUCGUUCAAGAUUAUGAUACAGAUAAGAUGUUUCCAGUCUUUGGAUUUGGUGCACAGAUUCCUCCUUCCUAUCAGGUGUCACAUGAGUUCCCUAUAAAUUUUAACCCAUCAAACCCAUUCUGUAAUGGAAUCCAAGGCAUUGUUGAUGCGUAUCGUGCUUGUCUUCCUCAAGUGAGGUUAUAUGGGCCAACCAAUUUUUCUCCAAUUAUAAAUCAUGUGGCAAGAUUUGCUGCUGCAGCCACGCAGCAGCAAACAGCAUCUCAAUACUUUAUUCUUCUGAUCAUAACGGAUGGUGUGAUAACAGACCUUGAUCAAACUCGAACUGCCAUAGUUAAUGCUUCAAAAUUGCCCAUGUCCAUUAUCAUUGUUGGUGUUGGAGGAGCAGACUUUGAUGCUAUGGAGUUUCUUGAUGGUGACAAUGGAGUUCUUAGGUCUUCAUCAGGAGAACCAGCUGUCAGAGACAUAGUCCAGUUUGUGCCAUUUAGGAAGUUCCAAAUUUCUCCAAAAGAAGCUUUGGCUCAGUGCGUCCUGGCAGAAGUCCCUCAGCAGGUGGUGAACUACUUCAGCACCUACAAAUUGCUACCUCCUAAGAAUUCUGCUGCAAAGUGAGUGGGCUGAGAGGGGAAGCUGAGUCUUCAUGCCUUCUUUACUUGGUGUACCUACAGACUUUGAUUCUUGAGAUACUCUCUAUAUAUGUACAUAUGCACACCUCUGUGGUAAUGUUAGCUUUUUCCUGCAAAACAGUUUGCCAAGAGUGUCUUCUGAGGGCCAAAAUUGUAAUUGUUUUAGUAUUUAAUGUAUAUUUAUGGGAUAGAUCUUACACGGAUGUGUUUUAUUUUGAAAACUAAUAGAGGGGGGAAAAAAGUAGAGAUUGACUAUGCAGAGAGAGGGAGGAGAAUGAUGGAGAGCAGAAUGGCUGCCUGUUUGAUAAAUGUGGCCAGUGAGAGUGAUCAGUUACUUUCUUAAGUGGGGAUCAACACCAAGCACUGCAAUUUCUCUGUGAUUGUAAAAACAAUUUGAUGUGAAAAAGAUGGCAUAUCUCCAAGUAGGUAAGUUUGUACGUGCUGCAACAAAUCUGGAAUAUUUCACGUUUUUGUGUUUACUAAAGCACCAUAAGAAAACUUUGUCACACUAGUGAUAUAGUUACAUGAGUGCCCAAACAAAGUGUAGAAGUCCUCCUUGCAUACAUACUUCACAUUUGCUACUUUAGUGCCUUUGACCAGUGCCUUAGAUGUAAGACUGUGUGAAUAUGGGCAAAAUGUCUAAAAAUCUCAGAAAAAUACUACUGGCCCUUGGGGCUACUACUGUAGAUGCUGUAAGAUACAUUUGAGUGAGAACUUGACUUAAAAAACAGGAAGUUCAGGUGUUUUUCUUUCUCUCCUUUAAGUGAGACAGUCAUAUGUUGAUCUUUAAAGGGCCAGGGCAUAUCGUGAAGUAGAAAUUAACAUUUUAACUGGAAAAUUCUGUUUAAUAAUUGCAUGUUAUCAUACAAAGUUGGUUCUACUUUAUAUUAAUUUUUGUCAUAUUUUGAAUCAUGCAUUUUUCUGAUGAGCUCUCAAGAGCUAAUGAAAAGUGCCUGCAGAAAACAAUCUUUCCUCUUCCACCCCUAGCAGGAAGUUAUAAGUAAGUAUCUUUUGGAUGUUGGAUGGUCUAGUUGUAGCAUGUUACAACAAAAUGGGCUAAAACUGAAUUUAACCUUCUUGGGCACCCAAAAUAGCACCAGUUUAUAGUGUAUGUGCCUUUUCUGGUUGCUGGAGCUGCACUGUUCUUUUUCCACAUAUGCAUAACUCUGCCAAAAAUCUGAAUUCAUGUUAAUGCAUUAACGAUCAAGGAUGAGCAUUGAGAUUGCUUUACACAUCCUGUAGGUUGGUCCAAAGAUUCCAUAUGCAGCUAACUAGCUACAAUCAUCGAUUUUUCUUGGUGGAAGAUGGACCUAAAUUGUUUUAGGACUGAGAUAUAAGAAAGAUAUUUUGUUUUGUAUUAAGUCACUCUUUAAAAAAAAAAAACAAAAACAUACAUUCAUACAUAUUUAUAUAUAUAUAAUUAAUGUUUUGGUCAUAUAAAAUAUAUGGAGUAAUUUCUUUGUAACUGAAGUGCAAAUACAUCAAUAUUUCAUACAUAAGAUAUAGCAUGACAGUUCAUUAUAUCUGCAACAGACACUAUUAAUAUCAAGGAAGUAGUUAUGAUCCUAAAUCAUACGUUAUCAAUCUAAAGCAGUGUGAUUUUUGCACCAGUUAACUUUCACAGUCAUGUGCUCCAUGCAGACAGUGAGCAAACGAGAUGAGGUGUAAGUGCUUUGUCUAGAUUCAUUGAAGUGGAUGUGUACUACUGAUCGGAAUUCAAAAAUUCCUUUUGAGCUUUCUGCCAAAAAUGAUGCUGCAUCUCAGUUAUGUUACAGUUCUUCUCAUGUUGCUGUGGAAGUGCAUUUAAAUGCAAUAAUAUAUGUUAAUAAGCAUAACUGUAGUAAUCAUCUGCUGUGUAUAAAAUAAAACUUAUUCCUGAAUUCAUUGAGCUUAGGAAAUUAAAUGGCAUACCAAUAAUGCCUAAUCUCAAGGUACCCUAUGCUUUGUAAAAUAAAUGUUUCAGACCUGACAGUGGCUAGAAUUGUUUUCCAAGUAUUCUUCCCUUUGGAGCAUACAGCUAAAAGCAUGUUGAAAAAUUUGGAAAUUUCCAUGUUAGGCUGAAGCAGUAUUCUGAGCUAAGGUAUGCACCAAAUUGGAUCAAGGGGAAGGGGAAUUUUCUCAUUUUGCUGUUCUUUUUAAUUUUGUUUUUACAUGUGAAAAAUGCCAUAUUAGCUUGAGAGUACCAAGCAAAAUAUUGUCUUAAGCUCUGGAAAGUAUAUGUGCUUGUAGAUCACUUGCACCACCUUGUGAUAAAAGUAAUAUAUAGCAGUCUUUGUAAUCAAGAGCUUUCUCUGUUUAAUGGCUUAAUAUAUACAUAUGUGCAGCAGAGAAAUAACCUGUGACCAGAGUUGUUUUUUUUUUUUUUUAUUUAAAGUACUUUCCAUAUGUAUUUCAGUUCUGAAGCUUACUACACAUUAAAAUUGUCAUUUCAGUA